AUGCUCUCACUGGUGCGUACUAGCGGUUGUCGGAUUCUGAAGCGAUACCAGGCGGAGAUCAAGUGUGGCUCUCUGAUCUGGUGCGCCUCAUGUGGCCAGAAAUCGGAUUGGUGCAACAGUAAGCCACGUGGCUACAAAACGGGAGCGAAGUUGGGGAAGUAUCAGACCUAAUACAAAUAAAGAACCAUUCGUGGGCUGUGAAGACGUUAUGGCGAGUGGGAUGAUC
Molecule: messenger RNA, 226 nt
Organism: Sphaeroforma arctica JP610
Lineage: Eukaryota; Ichthyosporea; Ichthyophonida
Exons: 3
Coding region: 1-171 (56 amino acids)
Source: RefSeq, a predicted model, not a curated record